GCGAUUAUUUUAUUGACAAAAAGAAUUGGACCAACGCGGAUCUAACAUGUGGCUUCCUGGACUGCUCGUGUUCCUGGCUUCAGCAUCAGCUCUCCGAGACUUGGAGCCCCCAGCUCCGACCCGUGUGUCCAGGAAUGACCCCGUGGAAGGAUGGCUGAACGUCAGGCUGAACCAUUUCAAGGCCAGCUUUAAUGAUACCUUCCGAAUGCGUUACUACUACAACGACGAGUUCGCCGACAACAACAACAUCGUGAUCUUCGUGGGCGGCGAAUGGGCCAUCCACCCCGCCUGGACCCAGGGAGGGUUGGCGUACGAACUGGCCGAGCUGACCAAAGCAGCACUUUUCUACACGGAGCAUCGGUACUAUGGAAAUACUAGACCUAGCGCGGAUACCAGCGUGGAAGACCUGCGGUACCUGACCGUGGACCAGGCUUUGGGGGAUCUUGCUCAGUUCAUCCAGCACGUCAAGAGCGACUCCUUCGAAAAUGGACGUUACAAGAAUGGCUCGGUUGGCUUAGUGGGCUGCUCCUACGCGGGCAGCAUGGCUACGUGGAUGAAACUGGGGUAUCCACAUCUCAUAGAUGCCGCCUUCUCCGACAGUGGACCGUUGCACGCUCAGGAAGACUUCCCCGAAUACCUAGAGGUGAUAGCAGAAGCGAUACGCAGCCAAGGCAGUGAAGCAUGCUUAACAACCGUCGAGCAAGCUGUCGAGCGUAUUGUCGAGCAACUUGCCACAACGGACGGCCCUGCUAAUAUAUCUAGUUUAUUCAACACAUGUUCGACAAUCCAGCCUACUCCCUUAGACAUGGCCACGUUCUUCUGGUUCGGCAUCACGGAAACUUUCGCGUAUUUGGUGCAAUACGCCACUCCUGGAGACAUACCUGAUGCUUGCGCUGUUUUAACCGACUCCUCUGUUGAGGAUCCCGUCCAACGCCUAGCCAACUGGAUCACCAGCCAACCUUGGACGCAACCCUGCAUCGAGAGCCGCUACUCCGUCAUAGUAGAGCAACACACGAACACUAGUUAUGAUGCCCCGCAGUCAGUCAUGCGACUCUGGACGUACCAGACCUGCGUGGAAUACGGCUGGUACCAGACCACCACCAGCGGCCGCCAGCCUUUCCUCAACACGGUACCCUUGGAGUACUUCCAUCAGAUGUGCAAAGACUUCUUCUCUUCAUACUUUGAUGAGGAACUCCUCGCCUCCGGCGUGUGGCGCACGAACGCCCUGUUCGCCGCGCGCCGCCUGCCGGACGGCGUCGUGAGCGUGGCCGGCGGCCUGGACCCCUGGGCGCCGAUGGGGCCCAACGGGACCCAUGCUACGGAGUUGGCGCCUGUUUACGUGGUGCCUACGGUUUCCCACUGCCGGGCUGUACAAUCAACCGCAUCAAGUGAGACGGAAGAGCUCGCCCGCGCCAAGCGAGCUGUACUGAGUUAUAUGCAAUACUACAUGACCGGGGAACGGUCCGCUGCUAACACGACAUUACCUGGUAUCGUCAGCUUACUGGUCGUAGUAGCUAGCUUCUUACUUCAAUAGUUUCUCUAUUAUGCGAUUAUCUUCCGUGUGUGACCGAGACACCGCUAUGCAAGUGUAUAACGAUAUCCCAUUCGCACAUCGAAGCGGCGUGCGGAUCCACAUCCAAUGUAAAGACCGCCUUAGUAGAGAUCGAAUGUCAAAUUUUUUUUUGUAACCACUGCCAUCUUUCGACACAUGGCAAAACCUUGGCAGUGAAUGUGUGAAGUGCCUAAGUCAUUGACAUCACAACAGCUAAUGUAGCGUACAUAAUAUGUACGUUAUGUAUAUUAUGUGUGUGUGUAUACACAUAUUAUUAAUCAGUCGACUUUUAACCCAAAUACCUACCUAGUUUGAAAAUAAAUAUAGUUAUUGACAUAUCUGUUUCUGUUAAUUAAUUUAACUUAUAAAUGAAAAUAAACUAAGCUUAAAUUAUUUA
Cydia pomonella (codling moth) is the source of this 1949-nucleotide messenger RNA. Its product is annotated as putative serine protease K12H4.7. Bases 47 to 1534 code for a protein of 495 amino acids. Gene Ontology annotation, molecular function: serine-type exopeptidase activity; dipeptidyl-peptidase activity. Gene Ontology annotation, biological process: proteolysis. The transcript has 11 exons. The record is from RefSeq and is a predicted model, not a curated record. NCBI's taxonomy places the organism in Eukaryota, Metazoa, Arthropoda, Insecta, Lepidoptera, Tortricidae.